UAUAUGCCGUGUAUCGAUGGAAGUUUAUUUUGAAAUAUUAGCCGGAACUGUUUCCUGUUGCAUUUUUCCACUCAACAAUGGCGACAUGACAAUCUCUCAAUGACUGUGGUGAACUUGUCCUUCGCUGCCUGUGGUUUUUUGGGCAUCUACCACCUGGGAUCUGCGGGGGCUUUUCUCCAUCAUGGGGAUAAGCUGCUUGCCUCGCUCAAGUCCUACGCGGGGUCCUCAGCAGGGGCUCUUGUUGCUACCGUCAUGCUUACGGCUCCUGAUAAAGUCAAGCACUGCAAAGAAUUUACCUACGGUUUUGCUGAGAACGUAAGACGACAGAAAUUUGGAGCGCUCACACCUGGAUAUAAUCUCAUGUCCAAUCUGCGGGAAGGGAUUGAGGAGAUGCUGCCAGUUGAUGCGCACAUUCUGGCAUCUGACCGUCUUCAUGUCUCAUUGACGCACUCCAGAAGUGGCAAGAACCUCAUUGUGUCCCGCUUUAACUCGAGAGAGGAGCUCAUACAGGCACUCCUGGCCAGCAGCUUUGUGCCAGUCUAUGCUGGGCUCCAACCGAUAAAUUUCCAAGGCGAGAAAUGGAUUGACGGAGGCUUCACUGACAGCUUACCAAUCCUGCCUGUGGGCCGAACCAUCACAGUGUCCCCGUUCGCAGGGCGGCAGGAUGUGAGUCCGUUGCACAAAGGCCGCGCGUUCAAGACCGAACUCAGGCUGGCCAACAUGAACAUAAUGUUCUCCGUGGAAAACCUCAAAAGACUGAACCAAGCUUUAUUCCCGCCACCACCCGACAGAAUGCAGUUCCUCUGUCAGGAGGGUUUUGAUGACGCCAUGAGGUUCCUGAAGACGGAGGGUUGGAUGAGCUAGAAGGGAUGCCAGUCGGAACAAAUGGUGUGAAUUUGACUUCAAAGAACUGGCGAGGUUGGAGACCAUAAGCGGGUUCUGCAUUUGGUUUUUGGUGCAGGAAGUGAAAGCAACAACUCUCCCUCCGGGUAGAAGGUGAUAUUCUUCCUCCACACAUAUUGGGAUAUAUUUCAGGAAGAACGCAAACGAAUUAGGCUUUGAUCUUUGAAAGCGGCGGGGUUUCAUUCUCAGAACGAGUUGCCUCAUCUCAGCGAGGAAUCCCACAGUGCAUUCGAUUUUGUGGAGUCAACAUGUUGAUGUUGCAGGGAUGGUUAGAAUACUUGUUUUUUUUCCCCUCGGUUAUAUCAGCUUACCUACUGCUUCUGAUAAUGAGACUUCGUUAUGACUUCUCUUAAAUUAAGACGAUGCAUCGGAGGCAGACUCUUCCCGAGCUCAGAUGUAAUAUUUCAUCCCAUUGUGCUGCUGAAUUCCCUUCCCGCUAAUGAGGCAGUUAAAGGGAUCCCUAAACAGGCAGGCCCCCUUGAGAAGCUGACUUUGCAGUGCGCUACCCGCUCGUGGGACUGCAUUGUUAGUCAGAGUGCUUUUAUGAAAAUGAUAUGAAAAUAAACGGUUCGGUAUACAUCUGUGUAGGUGUGUCUAUGCACCCUUUUCCUUUUGCAGAUAGAGAACAAUUCUUUGAAAAAGAGGCGUCAAGCUGUUCUAUGCCACUCCCAGUUGAAGUUGACUGUCAAGACACAAAGAGAAUUGCGCAUUUAAAUAAACCACGUACAUUUGCAUUAAUAAAGUCUGUUAGCUUAAUGCUAACGCAUAAUGGCAAAGGCUAUAGACGAGCGAAAAAAUGGCAUCAGUGUCACCGUGUUAUCACCCUUUUAGCAAUCGAUAUUUGAACACAUAAGGUGGAGCAACGCAUGUGGACAGAUAAAAACAAUGCUCAAUGCAUAUAUUCUUUAUCUUC
This is a messenger RNA of Hippocampus comes (tiger tail seahorse), 1816 nucleotides long. RefSeq names its product patatin-like phospholipase domain containing 4 (gene pnpla4). The transcript has 7 exons. The record is from RefSeq and is a predicted model, not a curated record. Gene Ontology annotation, cellular component: cytoplasm; membrane; lipid droplet. Gene Ontology annotation, molecular function: triacylglycerol lipase activity; retinyl-palmitate esterase activity. Gene Ontology annotation, biological process: lipid homeostasis; triglyceride catabolic process. Bases 100 to 864 code for a protein of 254 amino acids. NCBI's taxonomy places the organism in Eukaryota, Metazoa, Chordata, Actinopteri, Syngnathiformes, Syngnathidae.